This is a messenger RNA of Danaus chrysippus (African queen), 4122 nucleotides long. Lineage: Eukaryota; Metazoa; Arthropoda; Insecta; Lepidoptera; Nymphalidae. The record is from the annotation of a GenBank genome assembly.
UUGGAAGUGGCGGAUGAGUUAUGUAAGAAAUUUUCGGAUGAGCCCUACUUUGGGGUCUAUUAUGGAAGCGAUCCCGCUCUAAUGGUUAAGGACCCCGAACUGAUAAAGCUUAUAUUAUCAAAGGAUUUCUACUACUUCAACAUGAGGGAGGUCGCUGAUUUCAUUCAUAAAGAACCGGUUACUCAGAAUCUGUUCUUCGGAGGUGGAGACAGAUGGAGGGUUAUAAGACAGAAUUUGAGUCCCCUUUUUUCGUCCAUCAAAUUAAAAAGCAUGUUUUAUAUCAUCGAAAACUGUGCUAAAUCCAUGGAAGCUACUAUCAAUGAAGAAAUGAAUGAAACCAGAACCUUGGAAGUCAAAUCUCUUUUGUCGAGAUAUACAAUGGAUUGCAUCGGAUCUUGUGCAUUUGGAGUGAACACAGGCACACUUGGAAAAGAUUAUCAUAAAAAUCCAUUUACAAUUAUUGGCGCACAAUUAUUUGAUAUUACAAGUUAUGGAGGAUUCAAAAUGGUCACUCGCGCCAUGUGGCCAUCGAUAUUCUACGGAAUAGGUUUGAAACUGUUUCCUAACUAUGUCAAUAAUUUUUUCAGCAAUCUUCUAAUUGGAGUUUUUGAGAGUCGCGACCAUAAAGAGUCCGGUAGGCACGAUUUUGUUGAUUUAUUACUGAAUUGGAAACAGAAAGACUUUUUGUGUGGCGAUAGUGUUAGCAACAUGAAGACUGGAGAGAAGAAAACUAUACAACUAGAUAUCGACGAAGAUUUGAUUAUUGGACAAUGCGCUUUGCUUUUCGCUGCUGGCUACGAGACGACGGCGUCGACAACUAGUUUACUCUUGUACGAAUUAGCUAAGAACAAAGACGUUCAGGCGCGAGUUAUUGAAGAAGUAGACGAGUAUUAUAAGAGACACAAUGGUAAAAUAGAAUUCGAAGCUAUAAAUGAAAUGCCUUAUCUGCAAGCUUGUAUAGAAGAGACGCUUAGAUUCUAUCCUGUCUUGGGUCUUCUCACGAGAGAGUCAGUUGAAGAUUACACUCUGCCGACCGGACUCCACUUACCUAAAGGUACCCGGAUCCACAUACCAGUCUAUCAUAUACAACAUGACCCAAAAUAUUACUCAGAACCGGAGAGAUGGCUGCCAGAACGUUUUUAUGGCGAAGGAAAACACGUUAUUACGCCUUUUACAUAUAUGCCAUUCGGAGAAGGACCUAGAGUAUGCCUAGGAAAAAGGUUUUCAAAGAUGCCUAUGAUCGCCGGGCUACUUACGAUAUUUAAGAAUUAUGAACUCGAGUUGGAUCCAAGAACUCCGAUGUCAUAUAAAUUUCAACCAAGAACAUUCGUGACGCAAGCGCUAGGAGGAAUAUUCCUAAAAUUUAUUCCUAGAAAAAAGAAAUUAUUAUUUCUUACUGAUGAAAUAUGCAAACAGUUUCCUAAGGAGUCCUACAUUGGUACUCUGUACGGUACUGAACCGACACUUAUUGUCAAGGAUCCUAAUUUACUGAAAAUAAUAAUGACGAAGGAUUUCUACUUCUUCAGUGGAAGAGAAAUUACGAAUUAUAAUGAUAAAGAAACUGUAACAAAUAACAUGUUCUUCCACGGCGGUGACAAAUGGAAAGUCGUGAGGCAAAAUUUAACACCACUCUUUACUUCGAUGAAAAUGAAGCAAAUGUUUCAUUUGAUAAAAGAUAUUGGUGAUUCAUUUGAAAAAGUGUUACAAGCUAAAGCUGAGUCGUCUUCGGAAACCGAAAUUAAGUCACUGAUGGUCAAAUACACUUUGGAAUGCAUAUUAUCUUGUGGUUUUGGUAUAUCAGCGGAAUUAUUGCAAAGCGAAGGAAACGAUAGUAUUUUCAUUAACGUCGGCAACAGCCUAUUCGAUAACUCAAAAACGAGACAUUUCAAAAAUAUUAUAAGAUCUAUUUGGCCGAAGAUUUUUUACACUUUGGGUUUCAAUUUAUUCGAUCCUAAAGUUGCUCCGGUUUUUAAUAAUUUGAUAACAAACGUUUUCCAAAGUCGUCUUAACAAAACUUCGAAUCGUAACGACUUUGUCGAUCUCAUUUUGUCGUGGAAAAAUGAGAAGCAUAUAUACGGUGAUAGCUUAGAUCCAAGAUGUGAUAAGAAAAUUAGCCUUGACGUUACUGAUGCACUGCUUAUACCGCAAUGCAUUCUGUUCUACGGAGCUGGUUUUGAAACGACGUCAGCUACUCUGAGUUUCUUGAUGUACGAACUCUCUAAGCGAAGUGAUCUUCAAGAGAAAUUAAUAGAAGAGGUCGAUAAUUAUUAUAAGAAACACAACGGUGUCAUUGAAUACGAAUGUAUCGGUGAAAUGCCUUUUCUUGAUGCUUGUAUCGAUGAAGUGCUGAGGCUGUAUCCAGUCUUGAGUGUACUGACUCGUGAGGUUAUGGAAGAUUAUACUUUACCCACAGGAUUGAAGUUAGAAAAAGGCAAUCGUAUACACAUUCCAUUGUACCACCUGCAUCGCGAUCCAAAGUACUUCCCAAAUCCAGAAGAAUUCCGUCCUGAAAGAUUCUUUGGGGAAGAAAAGAAGAAGGUCGUGCCAUAUUCGUUCAUGCCGUUCGGUGAAGGACCUAGGAUAUGCAUAGGUCAAAGAUUUUCUAAAAUGGUGACGCACAAUAUAGUGCUGAAAAUAUUUAAGAACUGUAAAUUAGAAGAAAGCUCUUUAACUCCAAAGAAACUGGACCUCACCGAUGUGUCCAUUGUGACACAGACCAAUGAUGAUAUUUACAAAUGUGCACCCAAAGUCGCUCACGAAAUUUGUAAAAAAUUUCCAAAUGAACCGUACGUGGGAGUAUACUACGGCAGUGAUCCUGCCCUUAUAGUUAAGGAUCCAGAACUGAUAAAACUGAUAUUAUCAAAAGACUUUUACUAUUUCAAUCUGAGGGAGGUCUCAGAUCACACUCACAGAGAAGUCAUAACACAGAACAUGUUCUUCACCGGAGGAGACAGAUGGAAGGUGCUCAGACAGAACCUGAGUCCAAUGUUCUCAUCCAAGAAAUUAAAAAAUAUGUUCUAUUUGAUCGAAGUAUGUUCCAAAACGAUCACAGAAUAUAUGCGGUCAGAAAUACAAAAUUCCAAUGUGAUUGAAGUCAGGUCCCUUCUGGCUAAAUACACGAUGGAUUGUAUAGGAAAUUGUGUGUUUGGAGUAAACACAGGAACCCUUGACAAAAAAACAGAUAAUAAUCCAUUUACCAUCAUGGGGAAUAAAAUAUUUGAUGUCUCAACGUCCAGAGGGUUUAAGAUGGUGGCACGAGCUAUGUGGCCUUCGAUAUUUUAUUCACUGCAGUUAAAAAUGUUUUCUGAAGAUAUAAAUGAAUUCUUCCAUAAUUUGCUUAUAGACGUUUUUAAAACACGGAACUAUAAAGAGUCUGGUAGACAUGACUUCAUCGAUCUCCUGCUGAAUUGGACUAAAAAGGACUUUAUAUUUGGAGAUAGCGUGAGCAAUAAUAAAAAGGAUGAGAAAUCACUAGUAGAAAUAAAAGUAGACGAUGAAUGCCUCGUUUCACAAUGUGUUAUGUUCUUCGCGGCUGGCUAUGAAACGACAGCUACAACAACAAGCUUUAUCCUUUAUGAGUUAGCUAAGCACCAAGAUGCGCAAAUACGGGUCAUUGAGGAAAUAGACGAGUAUUAUGAGAGACACGAUGGUAAAAUAGAAUUCGAAGCUAUAAACGAAAUGCCUUACCUACAAGCCUGUAUAAGCGAAACAUUAAGGCUUUACCCGGUCUUAGGUGUGAUCACGAGAGAGGUGUUUGAAGAUUACACAUUUCCCAAUGGACUCCUAGUAGAAAAAGGCACUCGCAUUCAUAUACCUGUAUAUCACAAUCAGAUGAACCCAAUAUAUUUCCAGAAUCCAGAAGAAUUUCGCCCAGAACGGUUCUUGGGUGAUGAAAAGAAGAAUAUUAAACCAUUUACGUAUUUACCAUUCGGUGAAGGACCGAGGAUAUGUAUUGGAAUGCGUUUCGCAAAGAUGCCCAUGGUAACAGCGUUACUUGCAAUAUUCAAAAACUACCACGUCGAGACUACAGACAGAACGCCAAAAUCGUUUGAUUUCGAACCUAGAGCAAUAACUACACAGCCGCUUGGAGGGAUAUAUUUAAAAUUUUUGCCACGGAAUUGA